Molecule: messenger RNA, 2526 nt
Organism: Fragaria vesca subsp. vesca
Lineage: Eukaryota; Viridiplantae; Streptophyta; Magnoliopsida; Rosales; Rosaceae
Exons: 7
Coding region: 212-2137 (641 amino acids)
Biological process (GO): sucrose catabolic process
Cellular component (GO): chloroplast
Molecular function (GO): sucrose alpha-glucosidase activity; endo-alpha-N-acetylgalactosaminidase activity
Source: RefSeq, a predicted model, not a curated record
AAAAAAAAGGAAAAAAAAAUAAGCACUCAAUCUCUUUCUCUCUGGUAAAACCCUAUUCAUUUUCCCUCACAAACAAAUUUAAUCCAAAAAGCACAAGUUCCUUUCUUCCUGGAAAAAGUGAUUUCCUUCAUCACAGAAUCAAUGGUUCCUUGCGUGUGAGUGAUCCUACCUUUCAUAACACCGACCACGUUCCUUCUACUUGUGAGGCUCAAUGGCUACUGUGGAAGCUGCUCGGCAACUUCUAUAUGGGGGAAUUGGUCGCCUCGGCUGUUUUGAUCCAUUUCUAAGCAAUGUGAAUGGGGUGAUCUCUGUUAAGUCUGGUUUAAAUGUUGCACGGAAGAGGAGUUCAGUCCGUGCUCAGGUAGGUAAAUGUUCGAGAGUUCAACAGGAUCGCAGGGGGGUUGGUCCCUUUCAGGGUACAAGUGGUGCUUCUCAUAGAUUGGAAUCUAUGAGGUACAAUUGCCAGCGGGUAGAAAGUUUGAGCGGAGGAACUGCAGAAGAUCAGCGUAGGAUUUUGUUUGUGGAUGAAUCAGAUAAAGUGAAAUCAGUUCCUCAUAAUGGUAUGCCCAUUUCAGAUGUUAAUGAAUUCAAAGUGGAUCAACCACUGGACCAUGGAAAUGGGGGUUUUGGGUCGAAUGGUAAGCCGGCUGCGGCUGCAAUAAAUGAAGAUUCUUCAAAGAAGAUUGAGGAUGAAGGUUGGGCUUUGCUUAGAAACUCCAUGGUGUAUUAUUGUAAUAAUCCCAUUGGAACCAUUGCUGCUAAUGACCCAAGCUCCCCCGGUACUCUGAACUAUGAUCAGGUCUUUAUUCGUGAUUUUGUUCCUUCUGGGAUAGCCUUCCUUUUAAAGGGGGAGUAUGAUAUCGUGCGGAACUUCAUUCUUCAUACCCUUCAGUUGCAGAGCUGGGAGAAAACCAUGGAUUGUUAUAGUCCUGGUCAAGGACUGAUGCCUGCCAGUUUUAAGGUUCGCACUGUUCCGCUCGAAGGUGAUGACUAUGCAACUGAAGAUGUGUUAGAUCCUGACUUUGGUGAAGCUGCUAUAGGUCGUGUUGCCCCAGUUGACUCUGGGUUAUGGUGGAUUAUCUUGUUACGAGCUUAUGGAAAAUGUUCUGGAGAUCUUUCAGUGCAAGAGAGAGUUGAUGUACAAACCGGGAUAAAAAUGAUUUUAAAGCUGUGUCUUGCGGAUGGUUUUGAUAUGUUUCCAACACUACUGGUCACAGAUGGUUCUUGCAUGAUAGAUCGACGGAUGGGAAUUCAUGGUCAUCCUUUGGAGAUUCAGGCACUGUUCUAUUCUGCAUUACUUGGAGCACGUGAAAUGCUCGCUCCAGAGGAUGCAUCAGCUGACCUCAUGCAAGCGCUUAAAAAUCGUCUGGUUGCUUUAUCCUUUCAUAUCAGAGAAUAUUACUGGAUUGACAUGAGAAAGCUCAAUGAAAUUUACCGAUACAAGACAGAGGAAUACUCAUAUGAUGCUGUUAAUAAGUUCAAUAUCUACCCCGAUCAGAUUCCAUCGUGGCUUGUGGAUUUUAUGCCCAGUAAAGGAGGCUAUUUGAUUGGUAACCUGCAGCCCGCUCACAUGGACUUUCGUUUCUUUUCUCUUGGAAACUUGUGGUCUAUUGUAAGUAGUCUUGCAACAUUGGAGCAGUCUCAUGCUAUAUUGGAUCUUGUUGAUGCAAAAUGGGAGGAAUUGGUGGCAGACAUGCCCUUUAAAAUAUGUUAUCCUGCUCUAGAAGGCCGGGAAUGGCAAAUCAUCACAGGCAGUGAUCCCAAAAACACUCCCUGGUCUUACCAUAAUGGAGGUUCUUGGCCAACAUUACUUUGGCAGCUCACCGUGGCUUGUAUAAAGCUUAACAGACCAGAAAUUGCAUCUAAAGCUAUCAAGCUAGCUGAGAAACGCAUAUCUCAAGAUAAGUGGCCGGAAUAUUAUGACACCAAGCGAGCAAGAUUUAUUGGAAAACAAGCACAGCUGUAUCAAACUUGGUCGGUUGCCGGGUACCUUGUAGCAAAGCUCCUCCUCGAUAACCCAAGUGCAGCAAAGAACAUUGUGAAUGAAGAAGAUUCAGAGCUUGUAAAUGCAUUUUCUUGCAUGAUAAGUUCUAACCCGAGAAGGAAACGUAGUUGGAAGAAACAGAUACUAGUAUGAAGGUAAAGAAAGAAAUACUCGAACACUAAUUAAUUGACUACGGAGCCAUUGAGAAUUGAAGCAUGGGACAAUUAUAAAGUAGUUCAACUGCAACAGGUAAAGUAGAAGCUCUCAGUGGCUGCAUGAGGGAAAAUGGACCCUUUGUGAAGUGGAUUGUAUAUAUUGCGCUUGCGCUUUUUUGUUGUUGUUGUCAUAAUGCAGUACAGAGAAUCAGUGUUCCGACAAUUCUAUAAGUGACCGAGGCGGCUAUAUUUAAAAUACCUGAACUAGGACUUCUGUAAUUAUUUGAUUUAUAUUUGGGUCCCAUUUUAUAAUUUUUUUUUUCUCUUCUUAUUUUUAUGACGAAAAGCCUUGAUUUUAUAAGAUAUAAUUGUAUUCUGAUUUCACGC